Messenger RNA from Adineta steineri, 1212 nucleotides. The record is from the annotation of a GenBank genome assembly. NCBI's taxonomy places the organism in Eukaryota, Metazoa, Rotifera, Eurotatoria, Adinetida, Adinetidae.
AUGGAUGUUAUAUUUGAUUCUUCGUACAAUUCAUCGAUAUUUAUUGAAGAUUCUAUCGAUGAAUAUUUAAUUGAUCCCAAUUUAACUGUUUCAGAAAUGGUUGAAAAAUACAAAAUUGCCGUGAUAAAUAAUACACAAAAGAAAGAAAAAAGAGAUUUACGUUGUGCUGUUUGUAAUGCUAGAGCAUUUGGAUAUAAUUUUGAUCAAAUAUCAUGUGAAAGCUGUAAAGCUUUUUUUCGACGAAAUGCUUUGAAAAAUAUAAAUGAUUUACAUUGUCGAUUUUCCGGUACUUGUAAUAUUACAACUGAUACACGACGUCACUGUUCGUAUUGUCGUAUUAAAAAAUGCUUUGCUGUUGGUAUGAAAAAAGAAUGGAUACGUAGUGAAGAAGAUAAAUUGAAACGACGUGGUAGAACAGAGAAAAGUCGACGUCGUAAAUUUUCUCAACAACCAAUUACAAUUCCAGCUGUAAUAGAUCCUGGUUAUUGUAAUUAUCCAUCAAUAUUAAGUUCAUUAGAUUUAACACGUCUUAAUAAUAUAUCACAUUGUUAUGAUCAAUUUACUCGUGAACCAAGUGUACCUUUAUUAGGUCGACCACCGAAAAGUCCUCAAUUACGUAUUGAUGAAAUGUAUGAGCGUAAAAAACCGAUUUUUAUUAAUCUCAUUAACUAUUUCAAACACUUACCCGAAUUACGAACACUAAAUACUGGCGAUCAAGUUGCAUUAAUAAAACAAAAUAUUCGUCUUCUUAUUCCAUUGAAUUAUGCAAUAUUAAAAACACCUAGAUUACAUCUUUCUGCUCCACGUUUUCGAACAAUUGGGUGUAUGAAUGAUGUCGAUUUACAUGUGGUAUUACGUUCAUUAGCAGAUACAUUUGUUGAUUUUGUUAUACAAGAUCCAAUUGUUCUUAAAUUAUAUAUGUGUUGUUUAUUUUUUUCUACCAAUCCUUUAACAACAAUAUCUCUAUAUAAUCCAGCAGAAUAUGAACAAUUAAAUACUAUAAAACAAAUUCAAUCGUCUUAUAUUGAAUUAUUAUGGUUAUAUAUGCUUGAGAAAUGUGGAGAAGAAAAUUCAGUGCAUUUACUUACAAAAAUGGUAACGAAAUAUUUACAUGUUCAAACAAUAAUCGAUCAAGUUGAUUCAAUUAUACGAAUGAAUGACGAUUUACAAAAUAUGGAUUUAUUAAUGCAAAAUAUGUUACAUAUAACAUAA